AUGCCAGAAUCGAUAACCAAGCCAGUUAUGGGUCAAAAGCGUCCGCCAAGGAGUGCGGGAAGGCGCAGGCUCGAUGCACCCGAAGCUGUACUGUCCGAGGAUCGGCGAAGCCAAAUCCGCCGUGCUCAAAGAACGUAUAGAUUGAAGAAAGAAGCCAGUCUUCAACAGUCACAGAAAAAAGUGGCCUUCCUCGAACAUAAGAUGAAGAAAAUCGCAGAGUCGCUUGCAGACUACAGAGUUACUCUUCACUCUAGUCUAUCAGACACACAUUGCGAACUUCUUAGGGAUUUUGACAGUAUUCUGAGUCUUCUGACUUCGUCCGAGGAUUUUGUUCAGGGAACUAGCGUCGACAACAAUUCAUCAAGAGAAGCCUCUAAGAAGUCUACUCCACAACCACCCAAGAAUAUCCAGUGUGAUGACCAUUUCCUCAAUGGUACUAUGUCUGAUCAUCAUCAAGCCACUGCCGAGCCAAGCUCCACAUACAUUGAUACAUCCCCGGAAACCGAGGUCAACCCGUAUCAAGAAAACGGGGAGAGGGUCCUUUGUCAGUCCCCACCUGCCACGCAGGAAUGGAGGGGAUUGGAUCAUGACCAACCUAUUGUGCAAAUCAUCGAUCGAUUUGGUGGAGCCAAUGUUCCCGAUUCAUAUUCAUUCCUGGAAAGUUCCUUCACUCGAAGACUCAAACGAUCCAGCCUGGAGCACGCCUUUCGAAUAUUUAAUGAUACACGCUCUGAUCCGCUUGAAGUCUUCCGAGUAUUCAGACUUGUCCCGUGUUUCAGGGAUAGGGCAAAAAUGCACCCUUACUUUAGGGACCUUGUCACUUCUGGACGAGGGAGCUCACUGGAGAUUUCUACAUUGCCAUUUUAUUGUAUUGGGGGAGCUGGAACACAUUAUACAACGAAAGAUGAAAAAGGGAAUCCCAUCUACCCCCCAAAGAUGAGGCUCCCUCGAAGAAUACUCGGUACCCUACCUAUGCCUGGAAUUUCCGGUGACUCGAAUUCCGUCCAUCAGGCUCAGAGUAAUCUUGAGCUUUCUGGGUUCGGCGGUCAGUGGUUCGAUUGCCGGGAUGUGGAAGGAUAUCUUAGAGAGCAAGGUGUGGACUUGGACGGACCUAGUUUGUUUCCCACCGUGAAUAAUCUAGCACCGAGCCCCAGCCAAUGUGAGCCUGAAUCUGGUUUAUUGGACACUCAACGCAUCUCAUUUUUCGAGCAGCAGACUGUUGAGAAAUGGGAAACCCUACUUGUCUACCGAAUGCUUACCAGUGAAACAGAACGAACGUUUCAAGUGUCCGUUGACGAAAUGGUGGACGCCACUGGCUUGCUCUGUACACUAUGGAGCAGAUAUCGGGUGACGAUUGCUAUUGCUUCCAUCAGCUAUAUAGCAUUGGUUGGCCUUCUUCGAUACCGCCGCAUGGCGAAGAUUGAGGCCCCAUUCGCACCCGGCAAGAAAAACUUGUCAAAAAUGACAGUCAAAGAAGCACACGCUAUCCUAAGCCAGUUACAAGAGCUCGAGUUUCCAUAUGCUUUUGCUAAAGCUCGCAAACUUGCUCUAUUGAAGGCUGGAGGUAUCCCGACUAUGUCCAAACUCUUCGCUGUUACAGGCCAAAACAAUAAGCGUAAUUCGGGAAAGCGCGCUGUUGAUACGGAAAUCCUGUUGCGCGAGGUGCAGUCUAAACCAAGGGAUUCUGAUCGAUAUUCAUCAGCUGUGGCCAGGAUGAAUUUUCUGGGCGUUUUUAGACAUGCUCGUUACCGUCGCGCCAACAAAAUCACGGAUAAUGAUCUUCUCCAUACUCUGGGAGACGGACUUGCCGAGAUCCUGAAUGUUGUUGAAACAGAGGAAUGGCGCAAGCUUACUGAUGUUGAAAAAUGUGCUCUCGGUAUCUUUCACAAAAACCUGGGAGAAGACAUGGGUAUCCCCUUCGAUGUGCUUCCUUCAAACGCCGAUGGAUGGCAAAAUGGCCUGCACUUUGCAAUUGAAUUGAGAGACUGGACAAUCCAGUACGAAGAAGAAGUGGCAAAGCCCACGGCGACGAACGAUCAAUACGUGCGAGUAUACGUUGAUUCCGCAUUGUCGUCGCUCCCUGGGUUCAUACGAACAAGCGUGCGGAAGAUGCUGGGUAAUGACUUGGACGAUGUUAUGAGAACGAGCCUUUGUCUUGAGUCCCCCGGUCCAGUCCUCUGGUUCCUACUGGCCCUCAUCCGAGAAGGACGAAAACUAUUUCUUCGAUAUCUUGCACUUCCACGCUCUUCGUCCAGUGCUGUUAAGCUAGUACAGGACACGCCAAACCAAGAAACACAUCUAUAUAACUUUCAGAGAAAGACUCUGCAGCCUUGGUAUGUUAAACCGACUUUCUUGUCAAAAUGGGGACUCGGCGCGAUGCUUGUUAGAGCACUGGGAGGAAAGGUGCCUGGGGCGCGAGGAGACCGGUAUCAACCAGGAGGAUACGACUUGAUGACGAUCGGGCCGGAUCCACAGAAGGAGCAUGGGGCGGCGGAGAUGAGAUCCGAUAUCGAGAUAAUCAAAGCGAGAGGUGUGGCUACAUGUCCCUUCUCACAGGCAAAGGCAAAGUCGGGUCACUUUGAGUGA
This is a messenger RNA of Penicillium concentricum, 2586 nucleotides long. RefSeq names its product bZIP transcription factor. The transcript has 6 exons. The record is from RefSeq and is a predicted model, not a curated record. Gene Ontology annotation, molecular function: oxidoreductase activity. NCBI's taxonomy places the organism in Eukaryota, Fungi, Ascomycota, Eurotiomycetes, Eurotiales, Aspergillaceae. Bases 1 to 2586 code for a protein of 861 amino acids.